Solenopsis invicta (red fire ant) is the source of this 2892-nucleotide messenger RNA. RefSeq names its product carnitine O-palmitoyltransferase 1, liver isoform-like. The record is from RefSeq and is a predicted model, not a curated record. Gene Ontology annotation, biological process: fatty acid metabolic process; carnitine metabolic process. Gene Ontology annotation, cellular component: mitochondrion. The transcript is spliced from 14 exons. The coding region runs from base 67 to 2331 and encodes 754 amino acids. Gene Ontology annotation, molecular function: carnitine O-palmitoyltransferase activity. Lineage: Eukaryota; Metazoa; Arthropoda; Insecta; Hymenoptera; Formicidae.
AAGUGCUGACGCAGAAUAGCGGAAGCCCAUUUGAUCGCAGUAUUUAGCUUUUGUAACACAUGAAAGAUGGAAACCUUCGAUCUAAGUGAAAUAUGUUACUGGUUUUGUGAUGCACGACUGUGGAAGAAGAGAUUUUUUUGGUGUCAAAACAGCCUGAAAAAUAGUAUUUAUCCGGCUACUUUAGAGAGUCUAUGGGUCGCUGUAGUUUUAAUAACGGCGAUACACUUUGCUGGUUACAAAGUCCCGUAUGACCUCGUUGGGAAAGUUUCAUCAUAUAUUUCUGGGUCUUCGAUACUUGCACACCUGGUAGGCUCCUUCGUGGUUGCGCUGUUUCUAUGGCUGGCAGUCGUAUAUGCGAUUAGGAAUACGUUAAAACUGUUAUUCUUAUAUAAAGGAUGGAUGUAUGAGGUGAGAGGCAAAGAUUGCAAGCCGUCCAAAUUAACCCAAGUCUGGCUGUUGCUGGUGAAAUUAUUCUCAGGUUGGCAUAAGCCCAUGCUCUACAGUUUCCAAGAAUUACUGCCACGAUUACCGUUACCGACAGUACCCGAUACAAUAAAAAGGUAUCUGAAGAGCAUACGACCGUUGCUCGAUGACGAAAAUUACGCUCGCAUGGAAAAGUUGGCCAGCGAGUUCCAGAAUGGCAUCGGAGUCAAGUUGCAACGUUACUUGGUCUUAAAAUCUUGGUGGGCUACCAACUAUGUGACUGAUUGGUGGGAAGAGUACGUCUAUUUGCGCGGAAGAUCACCCAUAAUAGUAAGCUCGAAUUACUAUGGAAUUCACAAUAGCUACUGGUUACCAACAAACUCGCAAGUCGCGCGAACCGCAGGUGCAAUAUGGUUCUGCUUACAAUAUAGACGUCUUAUCGAACGGCAAAAGUUAGCACCGAUUCUAGUCCAAGGAUUAGUACCAUUGUGUUCUUGGCAGUAUGAAAGAGUAUUCAACACUACACGAAUUCCAGGAAUUGAAUGUGACAAAAUCGUGCAUUAUCAAGAUGCUAAACAUAUUGUAGUAUAUCAUAAAGGCAAAUAUUUCAAAGUUUUAAUUUAUUAUCGAAAUAGAAUUCUUCAAGCCUGCGAGAUAGAACUUCAGAUUCAACAAAUUUUGGACGAUAAUUCAACACCGUCGGAAGGAGAGGAGAAAUUGGCUGCUUUAACAGCUGGCGAAAGAACUGCCUGGGCGCAGGCCAGGAAAGACUUCUUCGCGAAAGGUGUAAACAAGGCUUCUUUGGAUAUUAUUGAGAAGGCUGCAUUUGUGGUUGCAUUGGACGAUGUACCUUAUGAAUACGAUCCAAAGCAUCCAGAAAAGUUAGACAAUUGUGGUAGAAUCCUAUUACAUGGAAAAGGACAUGAUCGAUGGUUCGAUAAAUCUUUUAUGCUGUGCACUGGAAACAAUGGCAGAAUUGGCUUUAACGUAAAUCAUUCUUGGGCAGAUGCUACAAUCAUGGCACACGUGGGAGACUACAUAACAUGUUCGGAGUUUCUGAAUCAACAAUAUAAGGACGGGCAUAAUGUGGGUACUCCGGAAUUUACACCACCAGCUCCAACUCGAUUGCAAUGGAAUUUAAAUACCAAAUGUAUCGAAGCUAUUGAGCAAUCUUAUAAGGUAGCGUACAGUAUAUUAAAUGAUGUCGAAUUACGUGUUUAUCUGCACGAUGCUUAUGGUAAAGGUUUGAUAAAAGCUAAUUCCAUAUCACCAGAUGGUUAUAUACAAAUGGCAUUGCAAUUGGCAUAUUACCGCGAUGCUGGUAAAUUUGAUUUAACUUAUGAAGCUUCCAUAACGAGACUGUUCCGAAACGGUAGAACAGAAACGGUCAGAUCAUGCACUAUUGAAUCUUGUAGAUGGGUUAAGGCUAUGGAAGACAAAAUGAUAACGGUAAAGGAAAGAGUCAAAUUGUUAAUGGAUGCAGUAAAAAGACAUCAAAAAAAUUAUCUAGAUGCUAUGUGUGGUAAAGGAAUAGAUAGGCAUUUAUUCGGUUUAUAUGUAGUAUCCAAGUAUUUAGAAAUAGAUUCACCAUUUUUGAAGGAGGUUCUAAGUGAACCAUGGCUAUUGUCAACAUCACAAACGCCACAAGGCCUAAGUUUAUUAGUAGAUUUUAAAAAGCACCCUAACUGCCUUUCAUUUGGUGGUGGAUUUGGUCCUGCGACCGAUGAUGGUUAUGGCGUUUCUUAUACGGCUGCGGGAGAAGACCUUUUAUUUUUCCAUGUUUGUAGUAAACGAUCUUCGUCAAAAACGGAUGCCGCGAGAUUUGUGAAGCAAAUCGAAAAAGCACUUAGCGAUAUGAAAGAUUUGCUGGAACAAAACAAGAAAAUACAUCAGAGCGAAUCUGCAUAACUUAUUCAUUACCUGUAGCAGUCGUAUGAAAAAGUAAUUAAUUAUAAACUACGGAAUAAAGCGGAAUUUAUAACGUUAACUCUUUUGAUUUAUAGAAGGAUUUCAUAAUAAUGUAAACAUAACUUAAUGCUAAAAAUAUACCUCUAUUAAGCUGGACCUUCCACCAGCGAAAAUCGAGUUUGCAGGUCAAAAAUUUAGUGCUUUUUAGGUGCUAAUUUAGUACCCUAGUUCGGAUUUUGGCGCUCAAACCGUUUAGCAAUAAUUAAAAAAAAAAUCGGCGGGGUACAGCUUAAUGGCAAGUUGGACUCCCCAUAAUAAAAAAAAUGUAUAUACUGAUCACAAACACAAAACAAGUACACUAGAAUUUAGUGCUAAUUUAGCGCUCAAAGAAACUCCAAAAAUAAAUUAAAAAUAUAUAAUUGUUUAAAAAAAUAUCACUAUAUAUCUAGCGCAGCAUUGCGAUCUCAGAGAAUAAUACUUACAGACCAUCAAAUUUGUAUGUUUUUGGUAGUAAAAUAAUAUGGAAAACAAAUAAUAUAAAUAUAACAGGAUUCAAAGUUA